Molecule: messenger RNA, 2097 nt
Organism: Fraxinus pennsylvanica
Lineage: Eukaryota; Viridiplantae; Streptophyta; Magnoliopsida; Lamiales; Oleaceae
Source: the annotation of a GenBank genome assembly
AUGGACCAAGAUUUGGGUUCAGAGUCAAAUCUUCCUUCUGGGUCAAUUGAUAAGUCUAGGGUUUUGGAUGUGAAGCCAUUGAGAUGUCUUGUCCCGGUUCUCCCAAAUGCACCUGGUAUGUCAUCUGUGUCAAGUCCCCAACCAGCACCCUUUGUAUGCAUUCCACCAACUGGUCCUUUCCCACCUGGAAUCCAACCAUUUUACCCGUUUGUGGUUCCAAAUGCUUCUCAAAACAACCCAUCUAGUGUCCCCAACGAAGCAGCGAAUUUUGGUUUUGGGGCCUCUAUACAGUCUCCUAUUCCAUUGAAUUCCUUUAGAACUCCAACUAAGCCGGUGAAUGGGGGCAUGGAGCGAUCUAAUAGGACAACUAAAACUUAUGCAUCAGGAGCUGUAUCUAUAGGAGACGGGUAUGCUGACUCUUGGAAUCAGAGUGAUGUGGAGAAUGCCAGUAAUUCAGGGAAACGAAGAGGUCAGCCAAGGAAGAAAAGAGACAGCAAUGACAAUGAUGUUAUUGAAACGGUAGUUAAUAACCUCAUUACUUCAUUUAAGCUUAACAGUUUUGAUGAUUUUAGAAGAACCAGUGGUGAUAAGGAGGUAGCUGGUACCAUACUCUUGGUAUUUGAUUUGCUCAGGAGAAGGCUUACCCAAAUUGAAGAAUCAUCUCCAGGCAUUUCUAAACAUCCGAACCUUACGGCUGGUACAGUUUUGAUGGCAAAAGGUGUUCGGACAAAUAGCACAAAGAGGAUUGGGCACGUACCUGGAGUUGAAGUGGGCGAUAUUUUUUUCUUUAGAAUGGAGCUGUGUAUAGUGGGGUUACAUGCUCCAAUUAUGGCUGGGAUAGAUUACAUGAGCGUCAAACUUACCAUGAAUGAAGAACCUUUAGCCGUCAGCAUUGUCUCAUCUGGAGGAUAUGAUGAUCAGGGUGGUGAUGGAAAUGUAUUGAUUUACACUGGCCAAGGUGGAGUGCAGAGGAAAGAUGGGCAAGUAUUUGAUCAGAAACUUGAAAGGGGGAAUCUUGCUUUGGAAAAGAGUCUGCAUAGGGCCAGUGAGGUAAGAGUCAUAAGGGGUGUAAAGGAUGUUAGCGGUUCAAAUGGGAAGAUAUAUGUUUAUGAUGGCCUUUACAAAAUUGAGGAGUCAUGGAUAGAAAAAAGUAAGUCGGGAUGCAAUGUUUUCAAGUACAAAUUGAUUAGGAAACCUGGACAACCUGAAGCAUUUACUUUGUGGAAAUCAAUUCAGCAAUGGAAGAAUGGAAAUGCCUCAAGGAGUGAGCUCAUCCUUCCCGAUAUAACUUCAGGUGCAGAGAGUCUGCCUGUCACUCUUGUGAAUGAAGUCGAUGAUGAAAAGGGACCUGCUUACUUCACUUACAGUCCUAUGCUCAAGUAUUCGCAGCCUUUUUCUGCUCCUAAGCCUUUUUCAGGCUGUCAUUGCCUAAAUGGAUGUCAACCAGGCAGUAGUAACUGCCCUUGCAGCCAGAGAAACGGAGGAUAUCUCCCCUAUAUAUCACCUGGGGUCCUUGUGUCUUACAACUCCUUGAUACAUGAGUGUGGUUUUACCUGUGCAUGUCCUCCUAACUGCAGGAAUCGAAUAUCUCAGGCAGGUCUGAAAAUACGUCUGGAAGUUUUUAAAACAAAGAACAGAGGAUGGGGACUUAGGUCCUGGGAUUCGAUCCGGGCAGGUGGUUUUAUUUGUGAGUAUGCAGGGGAUGUCGUUGAUGCAUCUAGGGUAGGUGAAUUCAGGAAUGAAAACGAAGAUAAUUAUAUUUUUGAUUCGACUCGCAACUAUGAACCAUUGGGAGCUGUGUGUGAUGAUUCUAAUGGUUCUGUAAAAGUCCGAUUUCCCCUCAUUGUAAAUGCAAAAAAUAAUGGCAAUGUAGCUCGUUUCAUGAACCAUAGUUGUUUGCCAAAUGUGUUCUGGCAACCAGUUUUACGUGAAAGUAAUAGCGAGGCGUACAUCCAUAUUGGUUUUUUCGCCAUCCGACAUAUUCCUCCAAUGCAAGAGCUAACAUAUGAUUAUGGGAUGAUUCCAUCUGAGAAAGGAAUCCAUGGAAGAAAAAAGUGCUCCUGUGGGUCAGUGAAAUGCAGAGGCUACUUCUAUUGA